Molecule: messenger RNA, 1423 nt
Organism: Calypte anna (Anna's hummingbird)
Lineage: Eukaryota; Metazoa; Chordata; Aves; Apodiformes; Trochilidae
Gene: BOD1
Product: biorientation of chromosomes in cell division 1
Exons: 4
Coding region: 4-558 (184 amino acids)
Source: RefSeq, a predicted model, not a curated record
GCCAUGUCCGAGAGCAGCAGCGCCGGCGGGACCGCCCCGGGCGGGGGGAGCGGCGGAGCAGGCGGCGGAGGGGGCGCAGGUGGUGCGGGCUCCGGUUCGGGGCCCGGCGCUACCGACCCGGCCUCGUUGCCACCCGGCGACGCGCAGCUCAUCGCCAUCAUUGUGGAGCAGCUGAAGAGCCGCGGCCUCUUCGACGGCUUCCGACGGGACUGCCUGGCCGACGUGGACACCAAGCCAGCCUAUCAAAAUUUGAGGCAGAAAGUAGACAACUUUGUAUCAACCCAUCUGGACAAACAGGAAUGGAAUCCAGCAAUGAACAAAAACCAGUUACGAAAUGGGCUCAGGCAGAGUGUGAUUCAGUCAGGAAUGCUGGAAGCUGGAGUGGACAGAAUUAUUUCUCAGGUGGUGGAUCCAAAACUAAACCACAUCUUCAGGCCCCAGAUAGAGAGGGCGAUUCAUGAAUUUUUGGCUGCACAAAAGAAAGAGGAAAGUGUGCCAGCUCCUCCUCCAGAGCCUGAGAAUAAGGAUCCUCCUGCUCCAUCUCAGGAUGCCUCCUAAAAGUGAGCUCCUGAUACAAGCAGCUGCAGUUGCAAAAUACAUGUUCUGUUAGGUUGGCAAUGGUUUCCUUGUUCCAUUUGGUGCAGGAUUGCUGUCUGCCAAAGAUCAUAAACCUUUAUCAGACCUGUGGGAAGACACUGAAAUCAGUGAAAUUCAGAUGCAUCCAGAGUUCUGCAUGUGGAGGGACAGCCAAGUGGGAAGAUAUUUUUGCUGCUGAUCCCAUUACAGAGAGAAGCCAUGGACUCUUCUCAGUCAUUCCUUCAGGCAAGGGGGUGGGAAGAGAAAGGGAGUUGGCUCUCGUAUGGAGGGAACAGAGAAGUGGUUUGAUAGGAUACUAGACUUGGGAGCUGGAAGAAAAGAUAUUUGGGGGGUGGGGAGUCUCUUGUUGACCAAGUAAGAACAAAUAGAUUUUCUUUGAUGUAAGGCAGAUGAGAGGAAGUGUCAUACACUUCUGCUGCAUAACACAGCACUGAGUAGGAGAUGCCAAGUCAGGUGUAAUUCAUUGCACUGCCUGCUUUAGGGGAGAUAUUUCCUGUCCAAAACUGGAAAGAAAACUUCAGGAUCAAUUAUGUAGAUAAUUUCUGUUGUAUCACAGGAAAAUGUUUACAGUUGGCUAUGACUAUAGCUGAUUCACUUUUAUUUCCUAGGUAACUAGGAAGCCAAGGGCACCAGAGCAGGUGAUCAGUUUGAAACUUGCCUCUUUCAACUUGACUUUUCUUUCCCAUUAAAUUUCUCAGGUGUCUAGAGGAAACUGUCCUAUGCUUUCAGCUUGAAUGCAUGCAGUGUCCUCUGGAUGACAGUCAAGUAGAGAAUGUGAUCAAAUAUUCAGCCAGCAAAUGUCCAUACCUUUUGCAAUAAAAUACUU